Molecule: messenger RNA, 474 nt
Organism: Oldenlandia corymbosa var. corymbosa
Lineage: Eukaryota; Viridiplantae; Streptophyta; Magnoliopsida; Gentianales; Rubiaceae
Source: the annotation of a GenBank genome assembly
AUGGCCACCGUCAAAGCACUUGCUCAAUCCCCAAAUCUUAAGUCCCGCCCUUCUGACUUCGCUCAUCUCAAGGAUCAAGAAAAAUCCAUUGAAACAAACCUUGAAGUCAACAAUAUUAUUCCGGUCAUUGAUGUUUCCCUUCUCUCCUCAACCAAUCCAGACGAUCGUGCAAAAGCCAUUCAUGACCUCGGCAAGGCCUGCGAGGAAUGGGGCUCCUUCAUGGUUGUAAACCAUGAGAUUCCCGAAAUGUUGACCAAUCAGUUGUUUGAUGCGUGCAAUGAGUUCUUCAAUCUGUCCGAAGAGGAAAAACAUCAGUUUGAUAAGAUCAAGAAUAAUAUGAGGUUCCCGAUGAUGGUCGGAUCCGGCUUCGCGGGAUCUAAUCCUGCAAACGGAAAAGGCUUGUGGAGGGAUUAUAUGAGGUGUUAUGUGCAUCCCGAGUUCUCUUGUCCUGAUAAACCCAAGCAACUCAAGUAA